CGCGCGCAUGCGCAGAGCCGAGAUCGAGCGCAGCCGACGACACGACUCCACUCCUGUCCUCCACCACUGACUACUCGGACGAUCGAUCAUCAGAUCAACACACACAACCGCCAUCAUGUACGCUGCCAGGCUCGCCCUCCCCGCUGCAAGGACUGUCGCUGUCAGGAGCCAGGUUGUGGCCCGCCCCAUGGCUGUGGCCCCUCUGACCCGCAGCUUCCAGACCACCACCACCUCCAAGGACAUUGACUCUGCUGCCAAGUUCAUUGGUGCUGGCGCUGCCACUGUAGGAGUAGCAGGAUCUGGUGCUGGAAUUGGUUCCGUCUUCGGUUCCCUCAUCAUUGGCUAUGCCCGCAACCCCUCCCUCAAGCAGCAGCUCUUCUCUUAUGCCAUUCUGGGUUUUGCCCUGUCUGAGGCUAUGGGUCUGUUCUGUCUUAUGAUGGCCUUCCUGUUGCUUUUUGCCUUCUAAGUGCAACACCUUACUCUGUGGAUGGACGCCCCUUUACCAUCGGGCAGUGGAAAGGCCGGCAUGGUUUUUGUGGACCACUUCCAAUUGCCUAUUGGGCUGAGACGAGAAUGACCAUCAUAAUUCAAUGAUAGGCGUUGGAGUAUCCUUUUGUCCAUGUCGACUUUCCCACUAGGAGAACUUUCCCCAGUUUCUAUAUA
Penaeus indicus is the source of this 663-nucleotide messenger RNA. It is a transcript of the gene ATPsynC, whose product is annotated as ATP synthase lipid-binding protein, mitochondrial-like. Gene Ontology annotation, biological process: proton transmembrane transport; proton motive force-driven ATP synthesis. Gene Ontology annotation, molecular function: proton transmembrane transporter activity. Bases 116 to 466 code for a protein of 116 amino acids. NCBI's taxonomy places the organism in Eukaryota, Metazoa, Arthropoda, Malacostraca, Decapoda, Penaeidae. The transcript has 3 exons. The record is from RefSeq and is a predicted model, not a curated record.